UCAGUUUCUGUUCCAGAUGAUCGGGCUGAACAACGAACCUGUCUUAUUUGUGGGGACCGUGCUACAGGCUUGCACUAUGGGAUCAUCUCCUGUGAGGGCUGCAAAGGGUUUUUCAAGCGGAGCAUUUGCAACAAACGGGUGUACCGAUGCAGUCGUGACAAGAACUGUGUCAUGUCUCGGAAGCAGAGGAACAGAUGCCAGUACUGUCGCCUCCUCAAAUGCCUCCAGAUGGGCAUGAACCGGAAAGCUAUCAGAGAAGAUGGCAUGCCUGGAGGCCGGAAUAAGAGCAUCGGGCCAGUCCAGAUAUCUGAAGAAGAGAUUGAAAGGAUCAUGUCUGGACAGGAGUUUGAGGAAGAAACCAAUCACUGGAGCAACCAUGGUGACAGUGACCACAGUUCCCCUGGGAAUAGGGCUUCAGAGAGCAACCAGCCCUCACCAGGCUCCACACUGUCCUCCAGGUCUGUGGAACUAAAUGGAUUCAUGACAUUCAGGGAUCAGUAUAUGGGCAUGUCUGUGCCUCCCCAUUAUCAAUACAUACCACACCUUUUUAGCUAUUCUGGCCACUCACCGCUUCUGCCCCAACAAGCUCGCAGCUUAGACCCCCAGUCAUACAGUCUGAUUCACCAGCUGAUGUCAGCAGAGGACCUGGAGCCAUUGGGCACGCCCAUGUUGAUUGAAGAUGGAUACGCUGUGACACAGGCCGAGCUGUUUGCCCUGCUUUGCCGCCUGGCUGAUGAGCUGCUCUUUAGGCAGAUUGCUUGGAUCAAGAAGCUGCCUUUCUUCUGCGAGCUCUCAAUCAAGGAUUACACGUGCCUCUUGAGCUCUACGUGGCAGGAGUUAAUCCUGCUAUCGUCCCUCACAGUUUACAGCAAACAGAUCUUUGGGGAGCUGGCUGAUGUCACUGCCAAGUACUCACCCUCUGAUGAAGAACUACACAGAUUUAGUGAUGAAGGGGUGGAGGUGAUUGAGCGGCUCAUCUACCUCUACCACAAGUUCCAUCAGCUAAAGGUCAGCAAUGAGGAGUACGCGUGCAUGAAAGCAAUUAACUUCCUAAAUCAAGAUAUCAGGGGUCUGACCAGUGCUUCACAGCUGGAACAGUUGAACAAGCGAUACUGGUACAUUUGCCAGGAUUUCACUGAAUAUAAAUACACACAUCAGCCAAACCGCUUUCCUGAUCUCAUGAUGUGCUUACCUGAGAUUCGAUACAUUGCAGGAAAGAUGGUGAAUGUGCCCUUGGAGCAGCUGCCCCUCCUCUUUAAAGUGGUGCUGCACUCCUGCAAGACAAAUGUGGUCAAGGAAUGACCUGCCCUGCACCCGCCUCAGGCUACCCACAGGGGCUUGGGUAGGCAGGACAGGCUCUAGAGAAGAGAGCCAGAGAGACCAAGAUGGAUGCCAUGGAGUCCUGCCUCCAUAGCAAGAAGAGUUUUUGUUUGUUUGUUUGUUUAACCUCAUUUUUCUAUAUAUUUAUUUCACGACAGAGUUGAAUGUAUGGCCUUCAACAUGAUGCACAUGCUUUUGUGUGAAUGCAGCAGAUGCAUUUCCUUGCAGUUUACAGAAUGUGAAGAUGUUUAAUGUUACAGUGUUGUCAUUGUUUAGAGAUAGUUCUUUUGUAUUUUGAGGGAGAGUGUGGAACGAGCUGAGAUGACUAUUUCCAUGAUGUUGACAAAGACGACUACCUCAAUGGAAGCGGGGGUGUGACCAUCCCUAUUUCUUCCACAUUUUCUCAGCAGACAUACACUUGUCUGUCAGAGAGCAACUGCCUUUUUCUAGACUUGUCAGGUGAAAGUAUACCAAAGGGGCAAAGUGGUGGGGGGGUGAGCAAGGCAUUUGGAACAGGGCCAGAGAUAGGGGCUAGCCAUCCUUCUUCCUUGGAAAGCAUGAAAGUUGAGAGUAGGACUCAGUGGCCAAAUCUAAGGCAGAUAUACUUGCACUCAAAGAGUCUUAAAAGCAGAGGCUCUCUAUUUCCCACCACUGCCAGUAGUCAGUCAGUCUGUAGGUCUUGCCUACAGCUCCCUUAGGACCCACACCUACCUAAUUUCUUUACAUAGAUUUACUAAGCCCUACCUUCUACAGACCCCUUCCCUCUCUCUCACAAAUUUUCCUUUCUUUCAGCUCUUAGAUAAACCAAGCAGAUAGCCAUGUUUUGAGUCUUGGUACCUACUACUGAUCUAUUCUCCUUUAUUCUCCUUUUCACUUGGUAGAGGGACAAAGGCAAGGAGUAUUUAAUAAAUACCCUUUGGAAUUCCCUGUUUCUCUCCUAGAGCUGUACUGAAACUACCGUCUCCUUUUUUAAGUGGAAAGGGCACAUCUGCUGACCAGAGAUUUUAUUCCUCAGUUCUCUUCCAAGUCCUCAUCUUUCCAAAGUAAGAUUGAGUUUGCCAGGACCCCAGGAGAGACAGCCCAAGGCUCGGAGUAGCCCAGCUACCCCCCUUUGAGUGUCAUCAGUGGCCUGGCAUGCCGAGAUCCGGAGGACUGGAACAGAAGCCCCUGAAAGGGAAGGGAGCUUUAAACUACCUCAUGUUCCUAAGGGUCGGGCCAGCUGCCAUUCUAGAUAUGGCCUGGACCCUUGUUCUGUCACUACCUGCUCCACCUAGUCCCUCAAGUGUUCCCACUCCUCUUGGUUUUGCCAGGGCUGCCCCAGGUUUGUCUUGGAGCUAAUUCAGGUGCUUUUCCCUUCUCUGCCUUAAUACAGCAGUGGCUCCAGUUCACACCCUUCUGCGGCUAGUGGCCCAGACAUCCUCAGCGGAGGGCAGCCCUUGCUGGCUGGAGGGUUCCAGGGCUACUUCCUUCAGCCUUUUUGGCCAAAGGCUUUUGCCGUCCCCCAGCUCAACAUAGUAAACCUGCCCAGGGGGCUACCACAUCUUUGUGCAGACUGGGUAGUCUGUGUUGUGUAAUUUUUUUUCUUUUUGGUGAAAUGUUACGGGUACCAGCAAAGUGAUGAUUUUGUCCCUUGAUGGAUAUAAAACUCAGAGUGUUAAUUCUCAUUGCCAUUCCCCAACUGCUCUGAGAAAGAGAGACCUGUUCCUCAGGUAAUAGCAUGUUUUUCAUGUCAGUGGAAGAGAGAGAGAGAGAAAGGGAGUGUGUGUGUGUGUGUGUGUGUGUGUGUGUGUGUGUGUGUGUGUGUGUCUUUUAAGUUCACAUUAUUUUUCUUGUUCGCUUGAAUUUUUUAUUUAACCAACUAGAUCACAUUCUUUGGCUACAGGUCAGAUUCUGAGCUGCUUUCCUUCAGAUCUAGGAGGCGACACAUACCAGAGACCCUUUCUCUAAGACGGCUCCUUGUGUACAGCCUCUUUCUUUGCUUAGACCUCCAUCUGUCAAAUUAUUGUUUUUCGAAAUUGCUUUUCACAUUAGCAUUUUACCCGUUGUGUUUGGAUGUUAAAGGAAUUGCUCUCUGAUGAGGCAGGAACGUGUCUCUGUGAUAAUGUAGUAUUAAACAGAGCAAGUUGUUAAUUUGUGGAGUGGGGGAAAGGUUCUGCAAGUUGCCAUUGUACAAAUCCAUUUUUACAAAUGUUUGCAGCGGAUUCCACAGAACAAAGAGCCCAUUCAUUGCCGACAGCCCUGCAGAAUCUCUGAGCCAAGUAGUUGUGUGUUCCAAGCCAGAGCCUGACCUGUGGACCGCCUUUAAUGUCUUCUGCACCCAGUCCUCUCAUGACGUGGGCUUCUUUUAAACAGGGUAAAGUGAAUGUGUUGCAUUGCAAACUCAGGUAUGAUGAUGAGAAGGUGGGAGUAUAGCUAGCAGUGUGGAGACCUUAGGUCAGCCACCAGAUGCAUUUGUGGAUUUGGUUUGAAGGACACAGAGGAAGGUUGGAGGGAGAGGUUUGGUAUGUUUGGUUGUUUUUUUGUUUUGUUUUGUUUUGUUUUUUUGCCUUCCCAUAAUGUUUGGCUAACAGGCAGUCUUUUUGCUAGUGGAAGAAGAAAAAAGUUGUGUGUAUUGUCUUUAAUUCUUCUCCCUUCUGUCCUCCUUCUGAUCCCAACACUCAGUGUGUGAAUUUUCCACCAUAAAAAAUAUCUCUGAAAGUCGUGCGGAAAGGAGAGUCUCACCUCCGUGUACUACUUCAAGGCAUGCAGGCUUUCCCCUUCCUUCCUUUUGAACAUUUUCUUGACCUAAGAUAAAACUUUGCCAUCUUGGAGCUUCAUCUGGAAUUCAGGCUCCCUUUGUAGACUUUCAGAGCCCUUUGCAAGGCUUGGUGGUCCUGCCCUUAGUCCAGAGCAAUUCCUUAGAGCUAUCUCAAAGCACUCCAUUUGGCUCAGCGGAUGGGCAGUCCCCAUGCCCAGCCUGUAAAUGAGGUGAGCAGGCCUCUAGGGGUAGAACUAGAGCUGGGGGGCAGAGGAGAGCAGAGAUCUCCAGGGUGUCGCUCCUCACCCACCUGCCGCUGACUUGCCCCACUUCUCAAGGGAGAGAGUACCUGCGGCAGGUAAGGUCACCAGUCCAUGGAUCCCUGGCCUGCCGGGCUAGUGCCUUCUCUGCUACCUAUAACCUGCGCUCCUGAGUUCUUGAUUUCUUAGCAAGUGGGAUGCUAGAGCUAGGCAGCAGCUGCACUAGGACCAGUGUUGGCGGGAAGAAAGGAGCCCUGGUCUCCCCGCAGGGCAGGCAGCUAAGCAGUGGUUCCAAGUCUUUAGCUUUGGGCCCUUGGUCUAUUCUAUGUGGGUUUUUGUUUUGUUUUUUGUUUUGGGUUUUUGGGGGUUUUUUUGUUUUGGUUUAUUUUUUUUCUUAAAUUUUUGCAAUUCUUUUAAGAAAUGCAGUCUUUCAAACCAAUCCUAUUAAACUUUGGGUUUGUUUUUCUUACUGAUUUUUUUAAAAACUAAAAAAAAUAAAAAUAAAAAAGGCAAACUAAGAAAACAAAAAAAGAAAAAAGAAUAGAAAAAUGGAACAAAAAGAACCAUGACUCUUCUCCCCCACCUCGGUGCACAAGAACUCCCCACACACCCCUCUGCCUCUGCCCGCCACCAUCCUCCCUCUUCCCUCAGCUGGAAACAUCCACGCUGGUGUCUGUGAAAUGACGUUUUAUCUGUGUCUCAGGAUGAAAAGCGGCAAUCGUCUUACCAGGUGCUGGGUAGAAGCUGGUCAGCCUUGAGGCCAGUGUGUUUCCUGGGGCCACAGCUCAGGGAUGUGUAUUUAAUUACAGGGUCCCCAGAAACCCACCUCUUGGCUGUCAUAAGCAACAUCUUUUCUGGGCUCAGGAGCCAGGCCUGGGCUGUUUCCUCAGAGGCAGGAGCCCAGGAGUUUGCUGAGUUUGGGAGCAAGUCGGGGCUGCCUCUCUGGGCAGGCCAGGGCUCCGAGCCAUGGUAGCCCUGCCUCUCUACCUACAAGAAGCUGUCUCGGCCCUCCAGGGUAUCUCAUCCCUAAACAGGCCAGAGCUUGCUCAGGGACCAACUGUAGGCUCGAAAAAAGCCGAGGACAGCCAGAGCUUGCUCCGAGUCCAAGACAAAUGUGCUGCUGGUGGAGGCCAGUCCUUCACGCUGUGGAGCCAGCCCUGUGGCCACAGGGUCUGCUUUGCCCUUUGGUGACCAUUGCUUUCUUUGCUGAAAUGUCUUGUAAUAAGUGAUGUUGUUGACUCAGAUUUCCAUGGGGGAAAAAAACUACCUCUUGAGUGACAUCCUGGUCGAUUCCUCGCUGAGGAAUCCUGUGGGAAAAGAAUCAUGUAGCUCCCGCGCUGUUUACAUGUUUCUGUCGGGAAAGAAGCCCCGCCUGCCCUGGGCUGUUGGUGAUUUUGUCUGUGUUGCCAUCGCAGAGCCGCGAUAGGGGCUCUCUGGCCGCAUUGUAAUGUCUGGGCUGUGUGAGGAGCCCUUCCCACCUGGGGCGAGCCACCACCUCCACGAGGCCUCUGUCCCCUUCCUGUGCUCCAGACAUAGCAAGCGCCACUUCCCACAAGUACCAGCCUCGGGCUCCGGUGGCACCUCCACCCACAGGCCUUCAUAGGAAUCGAGCAAGCAGGAUGUCUCUGAGCCCUUGUUCCCAAAGGGCCACCAGCCACCAGCCCUGCAUGACUGAGUGACAGUUGGCAGGCUCUGCAGGCUGCUCAGGCCCUCUGCUACCUCCCACACCUGCCUGCUGGCAGGGGUGGGCCCCGUCCUGUGAACUGACUACCUGUGGAAUGUGACCAAUUAGUGUGAAAUGCAUGUUUAGCAAGUGUUAGGUACUGUAUUUGAACCAAUAAAU
Dipodomys spectabilis (banner-tailed kangaroo rat) is the source of this 6160-nucleotide messenger RNA. It is a transcript of the gene Nr6a1, whose product is annotated as nuclear receptor subfamily 6 group A member 1. The record is from RefSeq and is a predicted model, not a curated record. Lineage: Eukaryota; Metazoa; Chordata; Mammalia; Rodentia; Heteromyidae. The transcript is spliced from 8 exons. Gene Ontology annotation, molecular function: zinc ion binding; DNA-binding transcription factor activity; sequence-specific DNA binding. The annotation marks the transcript as partial. Gene Ontology annotation, biological process: regulation of DNA-templated transcription.